AUGACAUUUGAUGUAGAUGAGACUUUGAAACGCAUAUCCGGUAAAAAGGGAGUAAAAGCAGUAGUGAUUGUUAAUGCUGAGGGUGCUGCCAUUCGAUCCACUCUGGACCAUGAAUUGACAAAACAGUAUGGACAGUUGAUUGCUUCUUUGAUUCAACAAGCAAGAACAGCAGUAAAGACGCUUGAUGAUCAAAACGACUUGACAUUCUUAAGAGUGAGAACUAAAAAGCAUGAAAUAAUGAUUGCACCGGAUCAAGACUAUCUAUUGAUCGUGAUUCAAAAUCCAAGUGAAGUUAUUCAGCAAUAG
Molecule: messenger RNA, 306 nt
Organism: Rhizopus microsporus ATCC 52813
Lineage: Eukaryota; Fungi; Mucoromycota; Mucoromycetes; Mucorales; Rhizopodaceae
Product: dynein light chain roadblock-type 1
Exons: 4
Coding region: 1-306 (101 amino acids)
Biological process (GO): microtubule-based movement
Cellular component (GO): cytoplasmic dynein complex; cytoplasm
Molecular function (GO): dynein intermediate chain binding
Source: RefSeq, a predicted model, not a curated record